AUGGCUCCAUUUGAGCUCGCUGUCUGCGGGACUAUGGUUCUACUAAUAAUUUCUGUCUUCAAGUACGCUCUCGCAAGCCAACGACCGAAGGACUUCCCUCCAGGUCCACCAUGCCUUCCUAUCAUUGGCAAUCUCCAUCAGAUACCACUCCGUAAAGGAUUUCUACGGUGGCAGGAAUGGGGUAAGGAAUAUGGCAACAUCAUCGGCUUCAAGUUGGGUCCUAAGAAUGCCGUCGUCCUCAACAGCUACCGCCAUGUGAAAGAGCUCUUCGACAAACGCGGUGCCAAAUACUCCAGUCGACCCGAAAGCUACGUCAACGGGGAACUGCUAUGUCCAAAUGAAAUCCACAUCCUGUUCGCAUCAUACGGCCCAAAGUGGCGAGCUUUGCGCAAAGCCGUACAAAUGUUCCUCAACGCGAAGGCUGUCGAUGCGCUGCAUCCCCUGCAAGUAGCCGAGUCUACACAAACAAUGUGCGACCUGCUUGACGAGCCUUCAAACUAUUACGACCACAUCCGGCGCUAUUCGACUGCAGUCAUUCUCGCGUCUGUCUUUGGUCAGCGAGGAGCAAGUUUCCAGUCACCCAAAGUUCAGGCUUUGUACCGUGUGGAAGACCGAUUUACGGUAAUUCUCGAGCCAGGCGCAACUCCUCCGGUAGAUGCCUUUGGGUUCUUGAAGUAUAUUCCGGAAUUUCUUAGUCCAUGGAAGAUUGAGGCGAGGGAGAUUAGAAAAGAACAAAGUUUGCUUUAUCAUACUCUGCUGAAUGAAACAAAAGAUCGCAUUCAGAGGAAGAUCUCGCCACCUUGUUUUAUGCAGAAGGUCAUUGAAGAUCAGGAGAAGAAUAAUUUCACCCCUGAGCAGAUGGCCUACCUGGGAGGGAUAACGAUGGAGGCUGGAUCAGAUACCACAUCGUCUACUUUGCUGGCAUUCGUGCUUGCCAUGGCGCAACAUCCAGAAAUUCUGAAGCAAGCACAAAAAGAGGUAGAUCGUGUUUGCGGCAUCGAUCGCUCUCCAAACUUCGAUGAUAUCGAGAAGCUAGAAUACACUCUGCGAUGGCGUCCAAUUGCACCUGGUGGCAUCCCUCACAUGUUGACAGAAGAUGACAGCUAUGAGGGCUACUUCAUCCCCAAAGGAACUAUAGUGUUUUAUAAUGCAUGGGCCAUUCACAUGGACGAAGGCGAAUACGAUUCACCCGAGAAGUUUGAACCGGCUCGCUGGCUUAACAACAAGUUCGGUUGUAAGUCGACGGCAGAUAUCGAUGACGAUCACCGCAGAACUACGUAUUCUUUUGGUGCUGGAAGGCGUGUCUGCUCUGGUCAGAGGUUGGCUCAAAACUCAUUGAUGCUUAAUAUGGCAAAAAUGGUUUGGCUUUUCGAUAUCCGACCUGACAGCUUGGAAAGCCUUGACAUGGAUAUAGGCUCUGGUUUCACAGAUGGGAUUAUUGUUGCGCCUAAAAAGGUCCCUAUCCAAUUUGUUCCCCGGUCCAAUCAGCAUGCCAGAAUUAUCCGAGAUGAGCUUCAGGGAUCUCAAGAUCUUUUUGCGACUUACGAAUGA
Penicillium antarcticum is the source of this 1551-nucleotide messenger RNA. RefSeq names its product cytochrome P450. Lineage: Eukaryota; Fungi; Ascomycota; Eurotiomycetes; Eurotiales; Aspergillaceae. The record is from RefSeq and is a predicted model, not a curated record. The coding region runs from base 1 to 1551 and encodes 516 amino acids. The transcript is spliced from 6 exons. Gene Ontology annotation, molecular function: iron ion binding; monooxygenase activity; oxidoreductase activity, acting on paired donors, with incorporation or reduction of molecular oxygen.